Messenger RNA from Dermacentor albipictus, 2159 nucleotides. RefSeq names its product luciferin 4-monooxygenase-like. Lineage: Eukaryota; Metazoa; Arthropoda; Arachnida; Ixodida; Ixodidae. The record is from RefSeq and is a predicted model, not a curated record. Gene Ontology annotation, molecular function: CoA-ligase activity.
UGCUUCCGUAGGAGGGCCGAUUUAUUAUCGGAAGCGUUCAUCGCCGAGGUCGCAAACGAGAGUGAUUGUCUUGCUGUAACUGACGGUUGGUGCUCUUAUCUCUCGUACACGGCACUCUUACGGACUGCUGUCGCGGUGUAUAUCCCAGCGCACUUCAAUCGAAGCCGUUGACAGAACGGUGGGAAUAGGGCGGACUUGAGCUCGGACAGUUACAGCAAGAACAACAUGACUGACGGGCAAAACCAAAAGGGCCCCCAGCAAGCACCGCGUGGCCCGGCCACAGUGAUAGAGGACAAUGUCGUGCGUACCACUGCUCCAGAGCCUCCUAUUCCCGACUGUGACUUCCCCACGUGCCUGCGGAACUCAUGGAAGGAGUUUGCCGACCGAACUGCGCUGAUCGAGAAUAGCACGGACGAGAAGUGCACCUAUGGAGAACUGGAAGAGCAGUGUUCCCGCGUCGCCGCCGGCCUGCGCUGCCUGGGCUUCGGACCGGGAGACAUGGCGGGGUUCCACUGCGCCACCAGUUUGGACGCCAUCGUCGCUUUCUACGGUGUUGUGCUCGCAGGAGGCCGCGUCGUGUUCGCAAAGCCCAACCUUUCGCAGCGCGAGUGCUGCUACCAGUUCCAAGAUUCCAGCCCCAGCGUUGUGUUUUGUGACGAAGACAAUGUGGACAAAGUUGUCGCUGCCCAGAAGGAGAUCCCGUCCAUCAAGACGCUGGUGGUGUUCGGCAGCCACGCCGGGGCGCAUCCGUUCGCGUCGCUGCGAAAGACAGCGCUGUCGGAGCGCCAGGCACCGCCGGCUGCUGCGGACCCCGGCAGCUUGCUGUUCGUCCUGUAUUCGAGUGGCACCACAGGCAAGCCCAAGGGAGUCAUGAUCUCGCACAGGAACGUCGUCGCCCAAUACAUCUCGGCGGGGGCAGGACCGAAAAACCCUCGCCCAGGUCGUCACAUGGGCACGGCUCCUUUCUCUCACGCGUCAGGGAUACUCAUGUUGAACAGCGUCCUCAGUCGAGGAGACACGCUGGUCGUCUCAGACUGCCCAGAUCCAAAUGUGCUCAUCCCUGCCAUCGCUAAGCAUAAGGUUUCAUUCUUGCUUCAGUUUCCAACAUACUUGAGAAUAAUGCUCAAAAGUCCACUGCUAGAGGAGUACGACUUGAGCAGCCUGAUGAUGGUUAGUUUAGCUGGAAGCACAGCGCCGCCAGACUUAGUAGCUGAGGCCCGGACCAAGCUAAAGGUCUUUGCGGUCGGGCAAGGCUAUGGGCUGACGGAGAGCUUCGGCGCUGGAACCUACUCUCUUGGAGUAAGCGUUGGUAGCGACUGCAUCGGGGCGCCUAACUUCAUGUCUAGCCUCAAAGUCGUGGACAUGAGCACAGGAGAAAAACUUGGACCUGGUCAGCGUGGAGAAAUUCGCAUUAAGAGCCCGUGCUGCGCUAUGGGAUAUCUGAACAACAAUCAAGCCACCGCGGAACUCUACGACGAGGAGGGAUUUUUAAAAACAGGUGACGUGGGCUACUACAGCGACCAAGGCCUAUUCUACAUCACGGACCGCAUGAAGGACCUGAUCAAGUGCAUGGAUCAGCAGGUGCCUCCCGCCGAGCUCGAAGGGCUACUGCGGCAGCACGGGGCUGUUCACGACGUUGCCGUGGUCGGUGUGCCACACGACGAAUACGGCGAGGCGGCGAGAGCUUUCGUCAUGCUGAACGAAGGCCACGAGCCAAGCGAGACGCUCAAGGAUGCCCUCUUGAACAUUGUGGCUGAUCAGGCAAGCUACCAGAAGCAUCUGCACGGUGGACUUGAAUUUGUCAGCAGCAUUCCGAAGUCCUUCACGGGCAAGCCACUACGUGCCGCUUUGCGGGACACCUACGCGAAACGCCCGCAGGCAUCGCAGUAGGAAACUACGACGCGGUCAUCCAACGUUGUCCAAGAGCUCGUGUAUCAAGACGCCACCUGCCAGUUCAGGGCCAGCAAGUGUAACGGCAUGGACGCUGUCGGUGGCCUUCCAGCACUCGACGUCUGAUCGCUUCACCACAGAAACCUUUCGUCUACGAGCGCCUUCUUCACCAGGUUCCGUCGGCUAAGAUAUCGUCGCAGGCCUUCCAGCAUCUGUAAUAAAACAACUGGCGUUACUGGAGACAAAUAUAUAAUCUUUGACAUUUCAAA